Orussus abietinus is the source of this 2096-nucleotide messenger RNA. It is a transcript of the gene odd, whose product is annotated as protein odd-skipped. The transcript has 2 exons. The record is from RefSeq and is a predicted model, not a curated record. Gene Ontology annotation, cellular component: nucleus. Gene Ontology annotation, molecular function: DNA-binding transcription factor activity, RNA polymerase II-specific; RNA polymerase II transcription regulatory region sequence-specific DNA binding. Gene Ontology annotation, biological process: embryonic pattern specification; embryo development; embryonic hindgut morphogenesis. Bases 337 to 1179 code for a protein of 280 amino acids. Lineage: Eukaryota; Metazoa; Arthropoda; Insecta; Hymenoptera; Orussidae.
CCCUGGGGAUCCCAGGCUUGGCAGGAAGCGCGCAGGCGCCGCGAGGUCCCCCUGAGAGCUCGGACCGGGAACCCCCGCAGGGCGACCCGACCUCCGUCCACUCCCACGAGGCCAAAGUAACCAGGGUUACCCCCAGGAACUCCAAGGAAGCCCUCAAAUUCGAGUGUCCAGAAUCCGAAGCAGUUCGUCGCUCGUCGUUCGGGCAUAUCGGGUACCCGUUGGAGGCCUGACUUUUAAAUUCGGGAAGGAAAAGGAACCUCGGCUCCUCGUCGCAAGUGCAAGGACUGGCUGGAAGCUGAAGGAGGUUUUCGAGUUUUUGGUCGCGUUUUGGGACCGAUGAGGGCCAUGGAGACCAAGAUGGAGCCACUGACGCCCCCGCACACCCCUCCUUCUGGAUUAGAGCGCACCUUGCACCCUGCCAGGAGCUCGCCCCCCAGGUGGAUCAGGUCGCAGAUGCAGGUGCAGCAUCCUCAAGGGCCCCAGCCCUCCGGGUACCACGCGGCGUUCCUGGACCACUGGCUGAGGGGCGCUGCCCUGCUCGCCGUCAGGGGCUGCUGCCCCCAGGGGGCCCCCCAUCACGCGCACCACGCUCAUCAGGGACACGUGCUGCAUCCUGGAAUCCCGGGACCCCCGCCGGCCUCUUUCCUCGCCAGAAGGGUCCCUGGACAGCGGCCCAAGAAGCAGUUUAUCUGCAAGUUCUGCAACCGGCAGUUCACCAAGAGCUACAACCUCCUCAUCCACGAGAGGACCCACACCGACGAGAGGCCCUACUCCUGCGACAUCUGCGGGAAGGCCUUCAGGAGGCAGGAUCAUCUGAGGGACCAUCGGUACAUACACAGCAAGGAAAAGCCCUUCAAGUGCGCCGAGUGCGGAAAAGGAUUCUGCCAGAGCAGGACCCUGGCGGUGCACAAGAUCCUGCACAUGGAGGAGUCGCCGCAUAAGUGUCCGGUCUGCUCGAGGAGCUUCAACCAGAGGAGCAACCUGAAGACCCACCUCCUGACGCACGCGGACGUCCCUCAGGACCUAAGGAUUGACUCUCAGGUGCCUUCCGAGGCCAGCGUCUCGGCGUCCGUCGCUGUCCGGCAAAUGGCCGAAAGGGUUGGGACCCUACUUCCGGUACAGAGGACCAGCACCGCGCCGAAAUUGGGAUUCAGUAUAGAAGAUAUCAUGAGGCGUUAAACUCCCUAAAAAGGACCCCUUGUAACAUAGUCCUCGUCUGUACAUAAUUCUAAUCAACUCGACGCGUUAAAUUAUUAUCGAUAUAGGCGAGUCGAUCGUUGAUAUUCGUAGUCCUCCGUAACUAUCCAAAAUGGCGGCCAUAUAGUUCCAUUCAACUCUUCGCGUUAAAUUAUCGUCGAUAACGCGUCGAUCGUUGAUACUUGUUGUUUUUCGUUACUAUCCAAAAUGGCGGCGGAGAGUUGUCAGUGCAGAGGACAUUAGGCGUUAGCGUAAUUCCCAGUGUUAGGGACCCCAUGUAAUAUAAUCCUUGGUGUCUGUAUAUAGUUCCAUUAAGCUCGGCGCGUUAAAUUAUUAUCGGCAGCGUCUCGAUCUUGGUAUUCGUAAUUUUGGCCCUCCGUUGUUCUCCAAAAUGGCGGCGGAGACCGUGGUUUCUCCUGCGACCAAAGUUCUGCUCGAUCUAAGGCACUGUACUUGUAAUACAGGCUCUGUGACGCUUCCGGUUCACCGGUGAGGCUUUGUAUAUAGUAGCUUAUCGGCGCAACUAAAUUAUUACGAUUUUUAUCGACCCUUGUCUUUAUGUCCGGGACAACAGUUACCAGUAACAGUGCAAAACGUAGAUACGUGGCGGGGUGAAUUAGGAGGAAGAUUUAAUAUAAUAUUUGAGGGCUCGAUAUAAUAAUUGGUGGGCUCAACCGCCAGGAUAUAAACUGCCCCGUUAAUGGUUAUCUAUAAUUAAGACUUUGAGACAGAGAACUUCCUUCCUCGGGAUUUCGCGAAAAUUUCUUCCGGGCUUUUUUCUCUCUUUGCAAAAGCAUUCCUGGAAAAAGUGAGAGGGGCUUAAAAGGGUCUUCCCUGUUUCGAAAAGAUACCCCUGUUUAGGUCGGGACAUCCCGCUGGAUGUGGACCACCCACGGCUC